AUGGAUCGCAGCCAUGAUCGUUCUCAGUGUAAUAGUUCUGACAGACGUUCCACUCCGAGAAUGACCAAUGUCUACAAAUCUACGAACAGAUCGUCAUUUAUUUCGCAUGACAAGAGUAGUUUAACUUAUCAUGAUGGGAACAUCGAAAAUUCGUUAAACUUGGUGACAUCCGAUGACAAAAGAGGUCAUGGAACUGCAGCUCCUGAUUAUUCGCUGCAUCGUAAUGUGAAACGCAAUGGUUCAAACAGAUCUCGUAAUUCCCCACCAGUGUAUCUAGCUUUGAAAAGUCAUCGUGAAUUUGUUGAUAUAGAUAGAACUGAGGUGGGCUCAAUUGAUAGUACGACAAAGGAAGAAAAACUACAAAGAAGUCAUAAUCCGCAACAAAGUGUUGAAAAUGCACAAAUAACAACAGAAGAUGUCGAACAGUUGACGGGUUUAUUUUGCAAACAUGUUGCGGUUUGUGGAGAAGGUUGA
Messenger RNA from Cercopithifilaria johnstoni, 474 nucleotides. The record is from the annotation of a GenBank genome assembly. NCBI's taxonomy places the organism in Eukaryota, Metazoa, Nematoda, Chromadorea, Rhabditida, Onchocercidae.